Sinocyclocheilus rhinocerous is the source of this 3197-nucleotide messenger RNA. RefSeq names its product gliomedin-like. Gene Ontology annotation, biological process: signal transduction. Lineage: Eukaryota; Metazoa; Chordata; Actinopteri; Cypriniformes; Cyprinidae. The record is from RefSeq and is a predicted model, not a curated record. The transcript is spliced from 7 exons. The coding region runs from base 320 to 1564 and encodes 414 amino acids. Gene Ontology annotation, cellular component: cell surface.
UGUCGAUGUGGAUUAUUCUGGUCAACCCACGGUCAUGCUGAAGAAUGGACUCUACUGCAUAUAAAUCAGGUGACUGCACAAGUGGGGGGUUCUUCUCCAGCGCAUCAGGACGGCACAAAGCCGAGCAGCCCUCAGUCGCACACAGACUCAACUCGAAACAAGGACUUCGAUUGUCUUCUCGCAUGCAGAGACUGUCCUUUUUUGGGGGGAAUAUUCUAGACUUGUAUUAUUCAGCUUUACUUUUGAAAGUGUUGAAUUGUAGUUAGUUGUGUUUCGUGGUUUUUGAACACUUUUUUUGAAAUUCUGAAUUGAAGUCAGAAUGCUGGAUCCACUGGCUGAGUUGAGAAGAACCGGAGGCUUUAGGCAGUGUGGUGGCCGGUUGUCCUGGCAGGUGCGUUGGAUCUUGUACAGUGUGUGCGUACUGACGGUAAUAAACUGUGCCGGCCUGGUUCUGCUCCUGGUUCAGCAGAGAGAGCUGUGGGCUCAUCUGACUGAGGUGGAGAGGCAGAUGGUGGAGAUUUCUCAGAGCUCCGUGGUGGAGUUCAUGACACAGGUGAACGAAGAUGAGGCAGAGUAUCAAUACUCCAGAAACAAACGCAGCCGGCAGCAUCGAGGGACACGACCCUUUGAGGAGCAUGAGGGGAGUGUGGGAGAGGAAGUCUUGGGAGAUUUCCAGUAUCAGUAUCCGCAGACGCAUGGGCCGGUUUACCAGCACAAAACAGAAGAGCAGGAUGGAAUGAUGAUGAUGAUGACAUACUCCAUGGUGCCAGUUAAAAUUCUUCUGGACAUUUGCAACAGUACUAAAGGUGUCUGUCUGACCGGGCCACCAGGACCACCAGGAAUUCCAGGCUUGCCGGGUGUGGACGGAAUGCCGGGGUAUAACGGAACAGAUGGAAUUCCAGGGUUGCCAGGAGAGCCUGGAGCACAUGGAAAACGAGGAAAAAGAGGUCCUCCAGGUGAGAAGGGUGAGCCUGGUGAGAGAGGAGAGCAAGGAUAUCCUGGACCCCAAGGACCCCCUGGAGAACAGGGCGAACCUUCAAAUGAUGUCAUUGUAGAGGGUUCUUGUAACACGUGCUGUCAAUUCUCCAAUAUUCCCAGGUUUGACCUCCAGACGAAGAUCUUACUCACGCUGACAAUUGAAAACGCGUUCUAUCACAAUAAGUCCUACCUCCUUGAGAACUCAAAGACAUAUUUCAAAUUGGCAACAGAUGAGAACGGUAUGUGGAUAGUAUUUGCCUCCAACAUUGACGACAACAUAAUGGUGGCGCGACUGGAUGAGAAAUCGUUCUCCAUCACCACAUACAUCAACGCCACCUAUCCCAGGACCAAGGUCGGUAAUGCAUUUAUCGCCUGCGGGAUCCUCUACGUCACGGAUACUAAAGACACAAAAGUGACGUACGCCUUUGACCUCCUGAAAGAGAAGCCGGUUAGUGUCAGUUUAGAUCUGAGGGCACCUGGAGGGGUUCUGUCCAUGAUCUCAUACAAUCCCAGAGACAAACAUCUCUACAUAUGGGACAGCAGCUACGUCAAAUCAUACCAAGUCCAGUUCCUCUCAGAUGAAUAAUCAAAAAUGCAUGACAUAAUUGGCAUAUUUACAAGCAAAUAACCAAUGUUUCUGUUGUUACCCAUGUGUAGUACCCCAUAUAUAUAUUUUUUUUAUUUUCUUGAGUGGAUGAUAUAUCAAGCGCUAAAUUGUCUAUCUAGUGGUGUUCGCACUAAGUAUUUGGAUUUGGAUUGGAUUUAAGUACCCUUAAAUUUCAAUGUGUUACAUAUCAAAACAUAAAACCAAGUGUCAUCGAACAUCAAACAAACAGGGCUUUUAAUCAACUGGUGAUUUUUUUUGUAGUUUUAUUAAAUCAGUUCUCUUCAAGUUUACACAUUUUAAUCAUUUAAAAUGUGUGAACUUGAAGACAAGACACUAUAUUUUCAAUUCUGGCUAUUCAAUCGAUUAUCAAUUCUUUAAUCAUUUAAAGUCAGAAUUGAAAAUAGUGACUUGUCCAAUAUAAACUUGGAAAAAAAAAAAACGGUAUAAAUCCUGCACACUACUCAAACUUGCGCAAUUACAAAUUUUUACUAGUAAGGUUUCAAGCCUGAGAAGGGUCAAUUGAUUGGAACAAUGCUAAUAAAAUUUUGCAGAUACACGUUUGAGUUUAGUGCAGGAUUUCAGUUUAUCAUUUAAAGCCUAACAAACAUCUUUGUAAAAUGUUUAGGUUGAAAAUUAAAUUUGCGCUUACUUUCUUAAAAAUAAAUGCACUUGGUUUUAUUUUUUUCUCUAAUGUAAUGACAUUAAGGCAUUUUUAAAUCUGACUUAAGUGUCUAAAUGCAAUUUGGGGCUACCAUAUUUAUUUAUUUUUUUGGGCAUUUUUACUUUUAUAAGUUGCAUUUUCCUUUUUUGGCUAACAUGUAUUUUAAGUGAAUAUUUAUUAAUUCAUGCAGCAUGAACAGUUUUUGCGCAAAUUGUUCAUAAAACCAUUGUUAUUGUUUACAUAGAAAUGGUUUUACUAAGUUUACACAGCAAUUCAUUCUCUUCUUGUUUCAUGAAUGAGGCCAAAUGUGUGUAAAUAAAUAAAUGGAAUAUGUAUGUGCAUUACAUACGUAGUAAUUUCGUACACUAUUUAAUUUCACAGCAUCACUUCAGUAAGACUUUUCCAGGUAACGUCACUCAUAAACCCUACAUGAUAAGAUUAGUUAUGUAAGUAAAGGUGAAUUUUGAUUUUAAUGUUGACUUCAUGUUUAUAGAAAUGUAUUUGACUGCUAGUAUGUAUACGACACAAAAUAUAUUUGCCACAUAUUGUUUAAUUUAUAUUGCAUGCAUGUUUAUGUAGCCACAAAUGCUUGGAAAUCCUGAAAUAAACACUGAAACAUGUUAAUCUAAAGACACGUGGAGUUGAAACAGUAAAAUGAAAUGACUUAAUUCAAAUCAAAAUAAUUUAUUCAACUUACAAAGGUAAAACUUUGACCAUGACAGAACUACCUGUUCCUUCGGAAAUACCAACCAGUGUUUUUGGGGUUUGCAUUUUCACACACGCAGACAGAUCAGGCUGUUCAAUAAAUACACAUCAGACCAUGGUUUAACAUUUAAAAUACGUACAGUUGACAUGGUGCCCAGCAAAUCAGACAGAACCACAAAUAUGAUUUUAAUAAAUACCACAUACAUCAAACCAAAUAUACGACUAUUCCAGCAGUUAUGAUAAAAU